CACCUUCUGGACGAUUACGGCGGCAUGACAUCAACUUAUGUUUGCUUGUGUUGUACGUGCGUGCAAAGUUCUUACGUGGGCCUGUGUGUGUACUAGCUACUCUACAAACAUGCGUGGAGGGCUCUGAAAUCAUAAUUAGAAUAAAUAGAGAUUUGUGAAAUUGCAUCACUGACUGCCGAAUAAUAAAGUUCGUACUUCAAACCGAGCUGAACCAGGAAAACAAACCGCAGCUCUACUGUAACACUGGCAGUGGCGAGAGUUACAGCUCUGACGUGAGGACUCUCUUCCAACACACAGAGGACAGUUCUGAAAAGAAAAAGGCCACCAUGGCAGGCCAACUACACCCACAGCUGCUGCUGUCCAGGCAGUACUGCAGAGUUUUCUCUGUCAUUAACUCACAUAUUCACACCAGUUCUGGGCUGGCCUCUAAGGACCACUACAAAGUUCUUGUGCUCGGUGGUGGGAGCGGUGGCAUAGCGAUGGCCGCACGCAUGAAAAGAAAGGUCGGCGCAAAAAACGUGGCCAUCGUGGAGCCUAGUGAGGUGCAUUACUAUCAGCCGAUAUGGACGUUAGUUGGCGCAGGGUCCAAAAGUGUUGCAUCCUCUGGGCGACCAACAGCGAGUGUGAUUCCAUCAGGGGUGAAGUGGGUCAAGUCCAAAGUGGCAGAAUUCGAUCCUGAGGACAACACUGUCCACACAGACUCUGGGGAAAAGAUUUCCUAUGAUUAUCUGAUUGUAGCUCUUGGCCUUGAGCUCCAGUAUGAAAAGAUCAAGGGCCUGCCUGAAGGGUUUGAACAUCCCAAAAUCGGUUCAAACUACUCCGUGAAAACAGUGGAAAAGACAUGGAAUGCCUUGAAGAACUUUAAGGAGGGCAAUGCUUUGUUCACCUUCCCAAACACUCCCAUCAAAUGUGCAGGAGCUCCUCAGAAAAUCAUGUACCUCUCUGAUGCCUUCCUGAGAAAGACGGGAAAAAGGUCCAAAGCCAACAUUAUUUAUAACACCUCCUUGCCAGUGCUGUUUGGGGUCAAGAAAUACGCCGAUGCCUUGUGGGAGAUUGUGAAGAAGCGGGACCUUAACGUAAACCUGAGGCACAACCUCAUCGAGGUCAGGGCCGACAAACAGGAAGCUGUUUUUGAGAAUCUGGACAAACCUGGGGAGACAGAGGUUUACAAGUAUGAGAUGAUCCACGUCACCCCUCCGAUGGGACCUCCUGCAGUGCUGAAAGGCUCCUUGCUGGACGAUGAGGCCGGCUGGCUGAAUGUAAAUAAGAGCACCCUUCAGCAUAAGACUUACGCCAAUGUAUUUGGUAUCGGAGACUGCACCAAUCUACCCACAUCCAAAACGGCAGCAGCAGUAGCUGCACAGUCUGCAGUACUCGACCGAACUGUCAGUAGAAUUCUGAAGAAACAGACGCCGGAUAAGAUAUAUGAUGGCUACACCUCCUGCCCACUGGUUACAAGCUACAACACAGUGAUCUUGGCAGAAUUUGAUUAUGACGGGCAGCCGUUGGAGACCUUCCCUGUGGACCAGAGCAAAGAGAGCAGGGUCAUGUACCACAUGAAAGCUGAUGUCAUGCCUCAUUUGUAUUGGCAUGGACUUCUCAAGGGACUUUGGGGAGGCCCAGGACCAUACCGGACCAUCAUGCAUAUGGGAAUGAAAUAGAACAGACUGUUAUUUGGGAACAGAGCAAACAUAUAUUCUUUUUCAUUAAUAAAAUUUUUUCUUUGAUAGUGCUUAAUUUGCUUAAGCGAAUAUCCAGAGAGGCCUGCUUUAAAUUAUAGUUUGCUAGUUUUGUAUAAUUUCCAAUUACAGUGCUAUAUAAUAAUUUUGGCUAUGGCAUAAUCCAUGAUAUUGUGAUUAAAAACACAUUCUACUUC
Sinocyclocheilus grahami is the source of this 1876-nucleotide messenger RNA. Its product is annotated as sulfide:quinone oxidoreductase, mitochondrial-like. The record is from RefSeq and is a predicted model, not a curated record. Gene Ontology annotation, cellular component: mitochondrion. Gene Ontology annotation, molecular function: FAD binding; sulfide:quinone oxidoreductase activity. The transcript is spliced from 11 exons. Bases 327 to 1661 code for a protein of 444 amino acids. Lineage: Eukaryota; Metazoa; Chordata; Actinopteri; Cypriniformes; Cyprinidae.